Messenger RNA from Mytilus californianus (California mussel), 4298 nucleotides. Its product is annotated as resistance to inhibitors of cholinesterase protein 3-like. The record is from RefSeq and is a predicted model, not a curated record. The coding region runs from base 64 to 1104 and encodes 346 amino acids. Gene Ontology annotation, cellular component: neuronal cell body; intracellular membrane-bounded organelle; neuron projection. Gene Ontology annotation, biological process: synaptic transmission, cholinergic; protein localization to cell surface. NCBI's taxonomy places the organism in Eukaryota, Metazoa, Mollusca, Bivalvia, Mytilida, Mytilidae. The transcript is spliced from 6 exons.
CACGUGAUCUUAAAACGAGAGUUCGAUUUGUUUACUUUUCACGUUGCCUUUCUACUGUCAGAAAUGGAAAAGGUUGCAAGCUCAAAAGUUGGGCAUACACAUCAGUCUGCUACAGGAUUGUCUUCUGUUAGACUUGUUGUCACUGUUGUCGUCAUUGUGGCAUGUUUCACGGCACUGUAUCCUAAGUUUUUCCAUCCAAUUGUAAUGAGAAUGUUAGGAGUGCCUCUACAAAAACAAAAGACUGAGCCAAAUCAUCCCCCUAAUAGACCCUCUCCUCAUGGCCAUGGAAACAUGCAUGGAGCACCAGACCCACACCAUGAUGAUAUCAAAAGACACAUGCGUCCAGGACCACAUCCAGGAAUGAGGGCAGCAGCUGAAAUGAACAAACAGAAUAAACAAGGCUCCUCCGGUAGAGGAGGUAUGAUGGGAAUGCUACUUCCUGUUUACGCCUUUGGUAUAAUUGGAUAUCUUAUCUAUACUCUUGUGAAGGUGUUUGGCAAAAAAGAUAAAGGAGAAAAUAGUAUGGGAUAUGGUAAACGGGGUAUGUCCUAUGGCCAACAACAGAGUAGUGACAACAGACCUGUAGAACCUCAGCGAGAAGAGGUGGAAGAGCAAGAAAAUAAACUAAAAGGAUUGGAAGAUUUAUUGGACAGAGCUUCAAAUGUUGAUAAUAAUAUAUCAACUGAAGAAAUGAGAGAAUUACAAAAGAGACUUGAAGAAACAGAAAAACAGAUGUCCAAGAUUCUGAGCGCCAUGCAGCAUGUAUCCACUAAAGUUGAGACUGUUGCUACUGAUGAUGUUAAAUCUCAAGAACAGGCAAAAACCAACGGCAACAGUUCAAGUGAUUCCAGUCCUGAUAUCAGUAGUUAUGAAGUGGUUGAUAAGAAUAAAGAAAAGAACUCUUCUAAAGUGGAGACAGUAAAAGCAUCUGAAACCAAUGAGGACACACAGACAGAAACAAUGGAGGAUAAGGACAAGAAAGAGGAAGUAAUGUCUGCAGACAAUGAUGAAGUAAAGGAUACUGAAGAAGUUAUAAAAGAUAAACAUGAAGAAGAGGAGUCAGGUGUCCGUCAGAGGAAAGGUCAAACAGGGUCAACUGAAUAAUCAUCUCUUCUUAUGUAGGCUCAUUAACUGUCUUCUUUUAUAUGAUAUUUUGGUUAUGACAUACAUACUUUUAAGUGGGUAUCAUGAUUGAAAUUGAAUGCAAUAUUGACCAGUCAAUGCUUAUUAUGGGGAUACCAAAUUUUGGAGGUAAUUUAUCACUCAAAAUUUUGUACUGAACUACAUAAAUUGAAAAAUCAAUAGUUUGGGAUCCCUAAUUUUGUUUGAAAGUCUUUUAAGACAUUUAGUUCUUAAACAUAAAUUUGUAUUCAGAACAUGGGUGUUAAUUGAUGCAAUAACCAUUUAUUUAUUGUGUUAGAUUUGCACUGAAACUCCUGAUUGAAAAUGAAAAAAAAGUACAUUACGAACGAAAAGAAACAAAAUCAUUCCAUAUUUAUUACAUACAUAUUUUGUUACUCCAGACCAGACAUGAAUGUAAUGAAGAAGUUUGGCAACCUUACUUUUUUUCCUGCGUCCCUUUCUUUUAAAAAAAAAGUUGUAUGAAAAGCCUUGGCUUGCUCUUCAAUCUGUAAUUAAAAAUGGCAAAUUACAUUACAUGCCAUAUAAUAUGGCAGAAUGUUUUCCUGAAUAUUGUUGUACCUUGAUAUUUGCUGUAUUUAUUAGUUUGAUACUGCUGACCAAAUUCAAAAUUUUAUUUUUUUUAUUUCAUGAGUUCAUUGAGUUUUAACUUGUAAGUAUGGAUGUUAUUAUGGUAAACUAGUACCUUAUAUUUUUUGGUCAUUUAUAUUGGGGUUCUAUUGGCAAAAGAAUGAUAAAUGUUUUCAUAUACAUUAACUGAAUAUAAUAAAUAUAAUUUAAAAUGAUUAUUCUGUAUUUUGGACAAAUCCUAUAUAUUCUACAUUUCCAUAGUAUGUUUUCCUUGCAUACAAAAAUGACUUUUUCUGCAGUUUUUAAUAGAAUUAGGUAACACAAAUUUAAUGUCAUUUGGUAAAAUAUUUUAUUAAGAAUUUCCAACACUACAAUUUUUAUUCCCUGUAAUUUUUCAUCAAAAGUUAUAUGUACAAUAGAAUUAGGAUACAUUUAUUUAUUACUUUGGCAUUUUGAGAUAAAUUGAGAGGUAAAAGAAACAGAGAAUUGAGAUUUUCAACACAAAUAUUAAAUUUCCUUUUUUUUGGUAAACUCCUUUUUUAUUCUUAAUUAAGAGUGACAAAUAUUUAGAAUUACCUGUGAAAUUAGAUUUAAAUGUUCAUAGAAUUUGUAUUCAUUACGUCCUUUAGUUGACCUUGUUGACUAUAGCUAUAAACAAACUGUAAUGAUAUUGUGAUAAUUGUGGUUUUUGAUAUAACUGAUAGCUUUAUUUAUUGUUUUUUUUAUACAUUACAAAGUAUAUAUAUAUCUGUUGGUGUUGUGAUAUUUAUUUAUUAAGAAAUCCUGGAAUCUCUGUUUAUAUUUACAUAUUUAUAUUUCAUUAUGUUUUUUUUUUCAAUCCUAUUUAUUAUAUAUAGGUACAUGAUUUAUUAUUUAUUCGUGACAGCACAGUGCCUGGUGUGUAGUUGCAUUUUCAUGAUUUAUAAGAUAAAUGGCACUUUUCAAACAAUUACACUUACUAGUGUUUAUAUUCCCUUGAAAUAAUAUGACAUUAGAUGAUUUAUAAGGAUUUCAGCAUUCUGAUUGGCAGACAUCAAUCAUGCAAUAUAAUAAAGAGAUGUUUUAUGUCCCAAUACAAACCAUGAUCCAUGACUGCACGUCUCCAUAACAAAGUUACAACAAUACAUAGGGGUUCUAAAACAAAAUAAUGAAAAUCUUGAAUUAACUAGUCAUUGAAAUUAAAUAAAAAAGAAUUGAAUGGCUCAUUUUAUUAAAUUUUGUAUAUGCUUGUUACAGUAUUGAAUGCAUUCCUUUUAGUAUACAGUACUAACAGGCAUGGGAAUUAAGCUUUUUAAGGGGUAGUCCAGCCCAAAGUUAUGUGAUCAAGCAAAAAUGUAGAAACAAUUAUUAGCCAGCCAAAUUUUUACAGACCUGUCAUGGAUACUGAGCCUCUACUAAUUUCCAUCCCUGACCAAAGUGUUGAUGAAAUCAUAAAAGGGGAAACUUUCCUUCUGAUUAAAUUAAGGAUUAUCUGUAGAACUUGGGAUCAGGUGAAUGACAGAUUUUUCUUAAUAAUACUUUUUCUUUCUGUUUUUCUGAUUUUAACAUUUUUCUUUUAUUUUCAUUUUUUCUAAAAAAUUUUGAGAUGGUGGAUAUAUAUCUAAGCAUUAAGAUCUUCAUAAUUGCCCAGGAAUUCUCAAUAUAAGACCAGUAAACUUUCAUCUUUUGCACAUUGCUAUAUUUUUUUUAAUAUUUUGCUGCCAGAUCUGUUAGCAUGGUAAAUAUAUUUUUUACAUUCUAAGUAUGUGUUUUACAUUAUCAUUUGUAUGAACACAAUAAAAGUCAUUGUUUUAUAUUUUUGUCUCUUUUUACUUUGGUCAUCAUAUCUGGUACUACUGAUAAAAAUGGAAAUAUAUAUGUUAUUGUAAGUCCUUGUUUGAAUGUUGUUUUAGAAUAAAUUGGGCAGAGGUAUCUCUCUGAUCAACAGAACAAUUUCUUCAAGUUUCUUUAGUGUAGCGACACCUAUGCAAUUGUGUGGUUUUUAUUUUACUUCCUUUAUCGUAAAUGUUUUAUGUUUAAUUUCUGACAAUCAUGACAUACCCAUUUCUAUUUAUAAAUUGAUAAUUUUUUCUAUAAAUUUAUCUAUAGUUUACAAAAUGUUCAGUUGUGGAAUACAGUAAUUUACAAUUGUAUACUGUCCUGUAUGUGUUCAGUUUUGUAUGUAUGUAAUUAAUACUCUCAUUUACAUCAGCUUUAGAAAUUAAUGUGAAUAUUUGUCGAUUGAAAUUUUUCAUUUUGAUGAAAAGUGUGAAAACUGUUUUUGUUCAUUUUAUGAUAUUAAAUAUUUAAAACUUUGUUUAUAAUUAAUCAUUUCCUUCACCCAGAUGCCUUUGAUAAGCCUAAACAUCUGUUAAUGAUAAGUUUAUCCAUGAAUCUAAAAGAUAUUAAGCUGAUACCUUUGAAUUGUUGGAUACCAUUCAGUUUUGCUAAUGAUUUUUUCCUCCUCAGAAAUUGCCUAGUGUUUUGUUCAUGUCUUUAUCAAAAAUAGAUGAUAUUAAAUGUUUAAACUCUUCAAUGUAUUUUGUUUCAAUGACAAAGUUUAGUAUGUUAUUGUGAUAUUAAUGUGUUUAAUAAAAAUGAAAAAAAUG